CAUUAAGUCUCCGCCCUCGACCCGGUUGAACCAAUAGCUUACUAGCAAUGUAGCAAUGUACUAGAAAUGUAGUUAAAGGCUGGCCAGACGGACGUCAAUGAAAGACUACUUGAUGUAAAGGUCACUUUGGAGAUAAAUUCAUCCGACGGAGAGGUGUUUUACUCAGGAAAUAUGACGAGGAAGAUCCAGGGAGCUUGUAGAUUAUGUCUGCAGCAUCUUCUCCAAAGACAUCCUGGCUCAUCACUGCAGAGUUCCAGAUCCUUGACUACACUCAGGGAAGGCAGACGCAGGGGACUGCUAUGGAAGACGCUCACCGCCGUCACCGUUGGCGUGCCGGCAGCGGCAGGAGUGAAGUAUGCCAUGUCAGAUUCGAGAGAGCGGCGAAAGAUGAGGAUAGUGAUGGAAGGAUUUGGUCGUUUUUGCAGGUCUCUGUCUGUGGGACUGUUCAUAUCUAUGGAUUACUGGUGGACCACCAAUGUGACUUUGCGAGGUCUGGAUGAGAGCAGCCCAUCCUACUUGGCCGGGAUGUCGGCGUGCCACCAGAGGGCAGCAGGGAGCAUGGUGGAUGGCGCGGUCAAGAACGGCGGCAUAUACAUCAAACUAGGCCAAGGUCUGUGUUCUUUUAACCACCUCCUGCCGCCAGAGUAUAUCCGCACGCUGCAGAUCCUAGAAGACAAAGCCUUGAACAGGAGGUACAAAGAGGUGGAUGCUCUUUUCCAAGAAGACUUCAAAAAAAGUCCAGAGGAGAUUUUUAAAACCUUUGACUAUGAGCCCAUAGCUGCUGCUAGCUUAGCGCAGGUUCACAAGGCGCAACUGUUUGAUGGAACCUCAGUUGCUGUGAAGGUGCAGUACAUCGACCUCAGGGACCGCUUUGAUGGAGACAUCAGAACCUUGGAGAUCCUACUGGAUAUCAUCAAGUUCAUGCAUCCCAGCUUUGGGUUCCGAUGGGUCCUCAAGGACCUGAAGGGCACGCUGGCUCAAGAGCUGGACUUUGAGAAUGAGGCGAGGAACUCUGAGAGGUGUGCAGACGAGCUGAAACACUUCAAGUUCCUCGUGGUGCCCAAAGUCUUCUGGGAGCAAACGAGUAAACGAGUGCUGACUGCAGAGUUUUGCAACGGCUGCAAGAUCAACAACGUGGAAGAAAUUAAAAGACAAGGAUUGAGCCUGAAAGAUACUGCAGAUAAACUGAUCCGAGCAUUCGCUGAGCAAAUCUUCUACACUGGUUUCAUCCAUGCUGAUCCCCAUCCUGGAAAUGUCCUUGUGAGGCGAGGACCUGACAACAAGGCAGAGUUGGUGCUGUUGGACCACGGCUUGUAUGAAUACCUCAGCCAAGACGAUAGGGUGGCGCUCUGUAAACUGUGGAGGUCCAUCGUUCUGCGAGAUGAGGCCGCAAUGGCGAAGUACUCCAAUGCCUUAGGGGUCAAAGAGUACUUCCUCUUCUGUGAGAUGCUGCUGCAGCGGCCCAUCAACAUGCGGGAGCUGCGUCUGUCCAACAUCCUGAGUCGGGAGGAGACGGCCUACAUGCGUCAGAUGGCCAUCCACCGCUUCAACAGCAUCAUGCAGGUGCUCAAGUCCAUGCCUCGCCCCAUGCUGCUGGUCUUCCGCAACAUCAACACAGUCCGAAGCAUCAACAUCACCCUGGGGGCCCCUGUUGACCGCUACUUCAUCAUGGCCAAGAGCGCGGUGCGAUGCUGGGGGAAGAUCCAGGCGGAGAGGACCAGCAUGCUGCAGAGAUUCCGGGUCAUACGUUGGUUGUGGACCAGAUGGGAGGGCCUCAAGUUUGAGCUGGCAUUAAGGACGGAGAUGGCAGCGAUGAGUGUUACCCGGUCACUCGUAAACCUGCUGAGCUACUUUGGUCUCAUCUCUCUGGACUCGGACCUGUACGAGUACCUGAGAUAGUUCUCCUACCUCACAAUGUGGACCUUUUCUUUAAAGCUUUGCAGUCGGACCGCCUGGCAAUCAGUAUCUACUCACACCGCCAAGUCUUUUAAAAGCCUACUGUAUGCUUUUAAUGAAGGAAAUGACACUUUUAAAGCCAACUAAAAUGUUUUAAGCUGCUGAAAUUGGUUUUGCAGCAGCGUACUUAGCCAAUAUUUUAAAUGUAAGAAUAUCUGCUUAUUAGUGAAUGAUAAUGAUUGUGUCAGUGAUGCAGUACUGUUUGUGUUGGGGUCCAUUCCUCUAUUGAGUAAAUCCUGACUUUCAAUGCUAAAAAAAAAAACAACAACCAAAUGUUCAUAAGUUAUUUUAACAAUAUUAAAUGAUUCUACCUCCUUUUUUCCCAAGCUACAGCUGU
Messenger RNA from Doryrhamphus excisus (bluestripe pipefish), 2293 nucleotides. It is a transcript of the gene adck5, whose product is annotated as aarF domain containing kinase 5. Lineage: Eukaryota; Metazoa; Chordata; Actinopteri; Syngnathiformes; Syngnathidae. The record is from RefSeq and is a predicted model, not a curated record.